This is a messenger RNA of Aspergillus pseudonomiae, 477 nucleotides long. RefSeq lists its product as uncharacterized. Lineage: Eukaryota; Fungi; Ascomycota; Eurotiomycetes; Eurotiales; Aspergillaceae. The transcript is spliced from 2 exons. Bases 1 to 477 code for a protein of 158 amino acids. The record is from RefSeq and is a predicted model, not a curated record.
AUGGGUGUUCAAUAUGGAGCAGAUGAUGAAAACAAUGUAAACGCGGCACUUGUACUGUUUCUCGAAGCCAUUGCGAAUCUGCUGAAGCCGCGCAGUGUUGAAUGGUCAAUGAAGCGUGUUGUACUCAAGGCAACGUUUAAUUCUGCCUCGUACACCGUGGGGACCGACGGGGCUUUAUGGACACGGCUAGGGAGGAGCCUUCGAGCCCUUCUAGAGGUCAAAAAAGUACAACGGAACCAAAGCGUAUCGACAGAUACAAAAAUCACUGCGCAAGAGGCCGCGGAGAUGGUCGGGUGGCUAAAACAAUUUCCUGGGGAUGCUGAGAUGCUUUUAAAUGGAAACCGAGUCCUCAUAUCACAAGAUGCGAACCAAAUAUUUCUUUCUUUUGCCCAGGUAAACCGGCAAUAUUAUGACUAUAUCAAAAAUGGCAAGGUCGCAGGGGACCCUUUCCUCUCUAUCCGGAAACGGGGCCCAUGA